Molecule: messenger RNA, 2759 nt
Organism: Dermochelys coriacea (leatherback sea turtle)
Lineage: Eukaryota; Metazoa; Chordata; Testudines; Dermochelyidae
Gene: C8G
Product: complement C8 gamma chain
Exons: 7
Coding region: 755-1360 (201 amino acids)
Biological process (GO): complement activation
Cellular component (GO): membrane attack complex
Source: RefSeq, a predicted model, not a curated record
CCAGACAUCAGGAAGUAAUAUAGGAAAAUACCAGGAAGAGUAAUUCAGAGAAAAUACCAGGAAGGUGGAGCAAAAUUUGCUUUACUGAAGUGAAAGCUAGAAGGAUCCCAGUCAGCAAAGAAGCCCCAUUACCUUCAGUGCUUACAGUUAAGCAUGUGCUUAAGUGCUGACUAGGGUUGGAUUGAAGCAUGUGCUGAAGUGCUUUGCUGAGUGUGGGCCUUAGGCUUGCUGGAAGUCAGCCCAGUUUCUGGCUUUGCUAGGUGAGCCCCUUUCCCCAGGUGGUCUCUCUGUCACUUGUCAUUUGUAGGAAGUCAAUGUCAGCUCUUCCCGGUCUUCUCGCAGUGUGCAGCAGCAUGGCUCUCGCUGCUCAGCUCUCCCUCUGCACGAGGUAACUCAGGUUCUGGCUCUACCAGAGUAUUGCACAGGGAGGUGCAUUAUGGGAUGUUACCUUUGGCAUGCUGGGCUGGGGAGAGGCCUGAGACACGUGACCAAGGGUUGGGAGAGCUGCCUGGAUGUUCAGGGACUCCUGGACUGCACGGCUGUUCCCUUGUGCAGGUCAUAGUUUGCGGGGAUGGUGGAGUUUUAGUAACACAGUCCCCCGCUAUGUAAACAGCCUAGAGAUUUGCUUCUGGUCACUUCCAGUAAGAGAAGCAGAGUGGCUUAAUAACCAACCAGCCCAGCCCUCCCCUCCCUCCGGGCCUCACCAACCACAGCCGGAUUUACCAAGGUGCUUAGAUGGUCUUGGGGAGAGAACAUGGUGUCUGCUGCACCCAUCCUGCUCCUCAUGCUCCUUCUUGCUUCACUUGCUCCUGGGAAGAGACAAAGGAGGCCCCCAGCCCUGGAGAGUCACUUUGAGAAGAUCAAGAUACAGGAGAACUUUGACCUCCAGCAGUUUUCAGGGAAGUGGUUCCUGGUUGGUGUGGCCUCCAAAUGUGACUACCUAAGAGAAUAUAAUCACCAGCUGGAAGCAACAACCAUGGUGGUGUCUGCCUCUGAAGGAAAGUCGCUGGCCAUCAGUACCUUCCGGAAACUAGAUGGAGUAUGCUGGGAGAUUAAGCAGCAAUACCACUCCACCAAGGCCAAGGGGCAAUUCCUCCUGAAAGGCCGUGGCAGCAACGUGGAUGUGGUGGUGGGGGAGACAGACUACAACAGCUAUGCCAUCCUGUACUACCAGAAGCUCCGGAAGAUCUCCAUCAAGCUCUAUGGACGCAGCAUCCGGGUCAGUGACGCCAUCAUGGGUAAAUUCGAGCAGCGCAUCACAGAGAUGAACAUGAACGAGGACUUCACCUACUACUUCCCCACUUAUGGGUUCUGUGAGUCCACAGAUCAAUUUCAUCUGCUCGAUGAAACGAAGAUUUAGGUGAAGAGGGAAAUGCCAGAGACUGCGGGAGCCAACCAGCCAUGUCUGCAGGCAUACUGAGCGCAGGGGCCUGGCCAUGGGAGCUGCCAGUGAAUUCUGUGGCCCAGUUAUUCAGCCAGUGCUGGGAAGCUCCAGGUGGACGCUGGGCCAAGGGAGUGAUGAAGGGGUGGGAUUGGGGUCUCCUCUGUAGCCCUAACCCUAGUGUUUGUUCACUCCCAGCCCUUGCUCCCCCUCACUCCCCGCCCUUGCUCCCCCUCACUCCCCAGGCUCAUGUCUCUUCCACAUGAUACUACCACACAAAGGCGGAUUUGGGUUUUGUGGGGUCCUGCGCUAGAGCAGUGGGGCCCGCUCCCCAUCCCUUCCUCCUGCAGUCCUCCCCAACCCCUUCCGUGCUCCUGCCAAGGAGUGGGAUUGGGGUGCGGCCAGCAAGAGCACCAGGCAGGCAGAGCGGGUCAGGGCACAAGGGCACCCAUUUUUCUGGGGACCCCAUAUUGGCCAGGGCCCCUGGGCAUGGGCCCCAUUGGCCCAGUGGCUAAUCAAUCAUUGCCCCCAUGCUCUCCUGCGGGAUCCCCUGCCCAGCUGCACCUCACUGCUACUGCCUCGCUCCUCUUACCUGAUUCGGUGCUUGCUCUUGUUGCUGUCCCCAGAGGGGCUGUGGGCCCCCAUGAGGAAGCCCUGCUCUCCUUACACUGUUGCAGUAUGGCCGUGUAACCCUUCAGCUUCCACCUCCUGUGCACUGCCCCUGUCAAUUGCCUGGCUGUGCCCAUUGUGCUGGGCUCAGUGCAGACUGGCAUGGUGCAGAUGCCCAGUUCGCGCUCUCUCUCUGGAAUCCACAAUAAACGCUGGUCAGGCUGGGGAGGCCCCUGUGCUCCUUGCAGAUGGGAAAAGGACACAAGUGUGCCAGGAGGGUUGGGCAGGUGGGAUUCUCCCCUGCAGGGGCCCCAUACAGUUCCAGCCCCUGUGGUGAGAGUUAUUCCUGCUGCCCCAGCAGGACAUUCCUUGCAGGAGCAUUGUGCCAUUCAGUGCCAUUCACCCUGUGGGGCAGGAGGCAUGAGCAAGUCUGCAGCCCUUCAGCAACCCGGUUUGCUGGCGGUGCCUCCAUUGCCCCUUGCCCUAUUGGCUGGGUGGGUCCCAGCCCCGGCCAUGUCCCCUUAUCACUGCUUCGGUCCCUGAACAUGGCUGAUCUGCGGCACCCUGCACUUCCCCUGCAACGCCUUGAACAGCUGAUCUGGGGAAGAGCCGGGUUUUGGGGACACACGUCCAUUCAGCCAGAGUCCCACGUGGGGUUAAAUGCCAAGGGGCUGAAGCUGAAAGGAGAAACCCCAUGGCAUCAGGGCCCCGCUCAACCACCCAGCUGGGCCUCUGUGCGCUGCACAGACCCGUCUACCACUCUGACCCC